UCAUCUUAUUUAAAUCACAUCAUCUCUCUAACACAUCACAUCAAACCCAACCCAAACCCAACCCAUAUAUAAGCUAAUAAGUCAAAAAAUGUACUUUUUUAGAACAUCCCAAACCAACCCUAAAUAUCUAAAUCUCACUGGUUGUGCAAAAUUAGAGGAGUUUCCAGAGCACUUGGGACAUAUGGAAAGCUUAACAGAGCUUCUUGCAGAUGGAACAGCCAUUAAACAGCUACCUUUCUCUAUUGGAUUGUUGAAGAAUCUUAGGAGCUUAUCUUUGAGAGGAUGUAAUAGGCAAUUGACAACUAAAUCCUUGUUUUCUCUCAUUUCAUCUUGGGUUUUAUCGAGAAAAAAUGCCGACUUCAUAAGAUUUUUACCAUCCUCUGUUUCAAGUUUGUGUUCCUUAACAAAGCUACAUCUCAGUGAUCGCAAUCUGUCUGAAGAAAAUUUUCCAGCUAAUAUUCGGAGUUUAUCCUCGUUGCGAGACUUGGAUUUAGGCGGAAACAAUUUUCGUAUUCUACCAUGUGGCUUCAGUCAUCUAUCCAAGCUAGAAAACCUUGGGUUGAAUAACUGCAGAAGUCUUCAAUCUAUCUUAGAUCUUCCUUCUAAUUUACGUAGCAUGGAUGUUUGUGGUUGUGCAUCACUUGAAAAAGUAUCUGAUUUGUCAAAAGUAAAGGAUGUAAUAAUUUGGUUCAGUAACUCCAAAUUACAUCGUCUCUCAAAUGGUAAUAAUGAUGGAAUGCAAGAUCCUCAUUGUUUUCAAGGUGCACGAAUCAUUCCCUUGGACAAGCCCAGGCUCAACAAUUUACAAAAUCCCUGUCAGCAUCUUCAUGACGGGCCUUUCAUGAGUGGUGAAAAUUUCUACACCGAUAGUGACUUCAGCCGUUGGUUCCUCCAUACAGUAACAGGGUCUUCUUCGAUAUCCUUAGAAGUGCCAGUAAUGCCAGGGGAAGACGACUACGUUUCAGGGUUCAGUGUGGAAGUUGUUUUUUAUAGAGCUGGGGAUGAAGAAAGCUGCUCCAUGGAAUUAGAUGAUUAUCCAUACAUCAUUAUUACUGAUAAAAUUAAUGGCAUCGAUUUUAUAUGUACCCCAACCUUCUUUGCUAUCCCUAAGAGUAGUGGAGAUUAUGUUUGGCAAAGCCGUAUAGGAGUUGAAGAAUAUUUUGGGUAUAGAAUUAAAGGUGGUGAGCAAUUUGAGAUUUCUAUUAUUAUGCUGCCACCUUUUAGAGUGAAACAAUGUGCGAUGGAUCUGAUUGUCCGUCACAUCGGAGGCAACACCAUCAACUUCUCUGGAUUGAGUAGUUUACCGGAACCCUCCUCCUACAGAUGAUGAAGGAUAAUCAAGAGGAUUAUUUUGGAAAGUAAGUUAAAAUGUGAUUCAAAUAGGGUAAAAAUCAAAAAUUAACUUUUAACCAAAUUCUCAAAUUAGGGGGGCCAUCUCACGUUACAAAUACAUUGCAAAUGGAUUUUUCAUUUACCAUUGUAAUGGAUUCUACAGCGAGCCUAAGAAUGACAUUUUAUUAUAUUUCAUCCCAUUCUAAUUAAUCAUUAUUCCCAAUGAAAUUGGUCCGACACUUAAAUCACCUUGUUUUGUUUUGUUU
This is a messenger RNA of Camellia sinensis, 1598 nucleotides long. The record is from RefSeq and is a predicted model, not a curated record. NCBI's taxonomy places the organism in Eukaryota, Viridiplantae, Streptophyta, Magnoliopsida, Ericales, Theaceae.